Messenger RNA from Macrosteles quadrilineatus (aster leafhopper), 2435 nucleotides. Its product is annotated as transketolase-like protein 2. The record is from RefSeq and is a predicted model, not a curated record. The transcript is spliced from 11 exons. The coding region runs from base 376 to 2256 and encodes 626 amino acids. Gene Ontology annotation, molecular function: transketolase activity; thiamine pyrophosphate binding. Lineage: Eukaryota; Metazoa; Arthropoda; Insecta; Hemiptera; Cicadellidae.
GAAAUCUACCACGGUUUCAUGCUUGCCCGCCCUUGCCUUCCCUUCCCUUUCAAGAAGUUCCAGUUCCCGUUCCCAGUUCAGUUCCCAGUUCCAGACGAGAGACGCAGACCCGCAGACGAGUAGCAGUAGAGUUGGUUGGAGUUUCGUUGGAGUUGGAGUGCUGUUGCUGGUUGCUGUUUUAAGAGCAAAGUGCCGGCCGAAGGGUCGAUUUCAAUCCUUCAUCUUUAUUAAUUCAAGUUAAAUUUUUGUGUUAUAAACAACUAUUUCUCCUGAUCGUUUAGUUAUUCCUAUAACUUCCUUUUAUUGAAGUCUGUAUUCUUUAGUUCUUAAAAACUCAGUUAUUUAGUAACCUAACCUACAAACGUAAGUGUCAUCAUGACGAAGUAUCACAAGCCAGAAGCAAAAGUGAUUCAAGAAAUCAAGGAUAUUGCCCACAAACUUAGGAUUGACUCAAUUGUCGCAACCAACUGCUCUAAAUCUGGACACCCCACAUCAUGUUCCUCUAUGGCAGAGAUCCUGGCAGUGCUGUUCUUCCACACUAUGAGGUACAAGCUGUCAGCCCCUCGUGAUCCUUCCAGCGAUCGCUUCAUCCUCUCCAAGGGUCAUGCUGCACCUAUCCUCUACGCUGCUUGGGCAGAGGCAGGUUUGUUCCCAGUGAGUGAUCUACAGAACCUGCGUAAGAUUGACAGUGACCUGGAGGGACAUCCCACUCCUCGUCUCAACUUCAUUGACGUCGGAACUGGUUCCCUCGGACAGGGAGUCUCUGUAGCCGCUGGCAUGGCCUACGUCGGCAAAUACUUCGACAAGGCUUCUUACAGAACAUACGUGUUGGUCGGUGACGGUGAGAGUGCGGAAGGAUCAGUGUGGGAAGCCCUUCACUUUGCCAGCCACUACAACUUGACCAACCUCUGUGUUAUCUUCGACGUGAACCGUCUCGGUCAGUCAGACCCCACCUCUCUGCAGCACGACAUGGAGACCUACCGCAAGAGGCUUGACUCCUUCGGGUUCAACCCUAUCGUCAUCGAUGGUCAUGAUGUUGAGGAACUUGCCAAGGCUUUCCAUGAGGCAGCUGAAACAAAGAGCCGGCCCACUGCCAUCAUCUGCAAGACUUUGAAGGGCAAAUACUUCCCUGAGAUUGAGGAUAUUGUUACUUGGCAUGGACAAGCCUUGGGAGCUAAGGCCGACGGUGUCAUCAAGCACUUGGAAGGCAUGAUGAAGAACAAGGGCCCAAUCAGCCUGGGACCCCAGAAGGUGAUUGAGGACGCUCCAAAGGUAGACAUCUCCAACAUCCGUCUCUCCUCCCCACCCAACUACAAGCUAGGAGAAGCUGUAGCUACUCGGCUGGCAUACGGAACUGCGCUACAGAAGGUGGCUCAAAGCAAUUCCCGAGUUAUUGCUUUUGAUGGUGACACCAAGAACUCAACCUUCUCCUGCAAGAUCAAGGAGGUGGCCAAUGACAGAUAUGUUGAAUGCUACAUUGCUGAACAGAAUCUGGUUGGAGUUGCCAUUGGUGCUGCCUGCCGUGACCGUGCUGUUGCCUUUGCUUCAACCUUCGCCACAUUCUUCACCAGGGCCUUCGAUCAGAUUCGUAUGGGAGCCAUUUCUCAGACCAACGUCAACUUUGUGGGUUCCCACUGUGGAGUCAGUAUUGGAGAGGAUGGACCUAGCCAGAUGGCUCUAGAGGACUUGGCUCUAUUCCGAUCCAUUCCUGGAUCAACAGUGUUCUACCCGUCUGACGCUGUGUCCACGGAGCGAGCUGUAGAACUAGCUGCCAACACUAAGGGAGUGUGUUUCAUCCGGACAUCUCGCCCGGCUACUGCCAUCAUCUACAAGAAUGACGAAGUCUUCAAGCUUGGCCUAGCCAAGGUGGUAAAGCAGUCAGCCAAGGACCAAGUUCUGCUGAUUGGUGCUGGAGUUACGCUCUAUGAGGCUUUGGAAGCAGCUGAUAUUUUGGCCGGAGAAGGCAUAAACGCCAGAGUCAUCGACCCCUUCACAAUCAAGCCCAUCGAUGCUGCCACCAUCAUCGCCAAUGCCAAGCAGUGCGGUGGACGAAUUGUCACUGUUGAGGACCAUUACCCAGAAGGUGGUCUCGGUGAGGCUGUAAUAUCUGCAGUUGCUGGGGAGAGAGAUAUCAUCGUUAAGAAGCUUGCAGUUCCCACCGUGCCUCGCUCUGGACCUCCCAAGGUACUUCUUGAGAUGUUCGGCAUCAGUGCCAAGAACAUUGUGGCCGCUGUUAAGGAAAUCAUCCACAAGUAAACCCAGAAAUCAUCAUAAAAUCAUAUUUCAAAACAACACAUUCCUUCAUCAAGAACUGAUGUAUAAAAGGCAUAGCGUUUAAGUUUUAUAAGUCUAUUUCCAUUUUGUUACUGAAUCUGUUCUUUACCUAAAAUAUUUGUUUAAGUGGGUUUAAAUAAAGUUAUGGAGUAUUGUUCUUA